Musa acuminata AAA Group (dessert banana) is the source of this 1339-nucleotide messenger RNA. RefSeq lists its product as uncharacterized. Bases 120 to 1112 code for a protein of 330 amino acids. NCBI's taxonomy places the organism in Eukaryota, Viridiplantae, Streptophyta, Magnoliopsida, Zingiberales, Musaceae. The record is from RefSeq and is a predicted model, not a curated record. Gene Ontology annotation, cellular component: membrane. The transcript is spliced from 8 exons.
GUCCUGUACUCUUCCCUCCUCUUCUACACGCCUCUCCCUCUCUCUCUCUCUGUCUCUCCGUCGUCUCGUUGUCUGUUCGUUAGGGCUUGCGAUCGCCACCGGUCGCGAGGGUUGGAGCCAUGGAAUUCUUGCGGUUUGGGGCUGAGGUGGCGGCAGGAGAGGAAGCCGCGACGGGGUACUGGAUGCGAUGGCAGACGCUCGUCUGCGCUCUGAUCGUCGUCGCCCCGGCGGUCGCCGCGGUGGUUGUCGCGGCGCGGGCGCCGGCGCCGGCGCGACCGCUCAGGGCCGUCGAUCUCUGGGCGCCGUGCUGGGCCGGGAUGCACCCGGCCUGGCUUCUCGCGUACCGCGGCUUCGUGUUCUUGGCCAUGGCGUGGCUACUCUUCCAGAUGAUUCUGUUUCGCGGAUUCUCCGCGUUCUACUUCUAUACUCAGUGGACGUUUGCCUUAGUCAUUGUCUAUUUUGCGAUCGCAACCAUUAUAUCCGCCCAUGGCUGCUGGCUUUACUCAAAGAGAAGUAUUAUGCCAGAUCAGGAGGUCAACAGAUUCCUAAAUGGUGGUUUUGAGCAGAAUAGUCCUAUGACUCUACCUUUGAGGACCAACAAAAAUAUGAAUGUAAUAAGAUUGCAAAGCUAUCAUGAACAGGAAGCUGAUGAAAAAAAAGCUGGAUUUUGGGGUCAUGCUAUGCAACUUGUCUAUCAGACCAGUGCAGGUGCUGUAGUGUUGACAGACAUUGUAUUUUGGGUUCUUCUAGUACCAUAUUUGUCUUCUAUAAAUUUCAGGCUAAAUGCUAUAAUGGGCUGCAUGCAUUCUCUUAAUGCUGUGUUUCUUCUACUCGACACUUUUCUCAAUAACCUGCCAUUUCCGCUGUUUCGAAUGGCAUAUUUUGCUUUUUGGAGCUGUAUUUAUGUGACAUUCCAAUGGAUCCUUCAUGCUCGUGGUUUUACUUGGUGGCCUUACCCUUUUUUGGAUCUUGCUACUCAUUGGGCACCUCUUUGGUACUUCCUCAUGGCAUUGGCACAUAUUCCGUGUUACGGAUUGUAUUGGUUGAUCGUUAGAGCGAAGAACUCAUUUUGCCCAAAAUUUUUACCAAAUGCUUUUAUAAGGAUAUAUUAGGUAUGUUUCUAAAAUGCUAAGCUCCCAUGGUUACACAAGUUAGUAAUCAUUGCAGUACACAUGCAAGUCGCCGUCAUGCACAACUAUGCAUAAUGAAGCCAAUAAUGUGACGACAUCCUUUGCAACUCAUAAACUUGUAAAAUGUUCAUUGGCUCUUUGUUGUUGUCAUUUGAGACUUGUAUGGUUAAUUUUCUAAUCAACUCUUUGGUGGUGGUGAAUUGUACUUA